This is a messenger RNA of Catharus ustulatus (Swainson's thrush), 1833 nucleotides long. It is a transcript of the gene MCRS1, whose product is annotated as microspherule protein 1. Gene Ontology annotation, biological process: positive regulation of transcription by RNA polymerase II. Lineage: Eukaryota; Metazoa; Chordata; Aves; Passeriformes; Turdidae. Gene Ontology annotation, cellular component: Ino80 complex; NSL complex; MLL1 complex. The transcript is spliced from 14 exons. The record is from RefSeq and is a predicted model, not a curated record. Bases 48 to 1412 code for a protein of 454 amino acids. Gene Ontology annotation, molecular function: G-quadruplex RNA binding; protein binding.
AGUGGCGCGGCCGUGGCGGCCCGGAGCUGCCGGGGCUGGUUGCCGCGAUGGCCACGAGCCGCUCCGAGGACGAGGAGUCGCUGGCGGGGCCCAAGAGGGGCCCGGCCACCCCCGCGGGGACUGUCCCCAAACGGCGCAGCUCGUCCAGGUUCAUCAAGAGGAGGAAGUUCGAUGAUGAACUGGUGGAGAGCAGCCUGGCCAAGUCCUCCCGGGCCAAGGGCGGCCCCGAGCCCCCCCCCAGGCCCGGGGGCACCGCGGGGACCGCGGGAGGGGGAGGGGCGGCCGGAGACCCCUCCCCUGGGGAGAGGAAAAAGGUGUCCCGGGCCGUGCCCCCCCCGGCCCCCCCCGGGCCCGGCCCCCCCCCGGCGCUGCCCAAGAGGCUCAAGAAGAGCAAACCCAGCCCCGCCCCCCGCGACCUGGGCAGGUGGAAACCCGCCGAUGAUCUGCUGCUCAUCAACGCUGUGCUGCAGACCAACGACCUGACCUCGGUGCACCUGGGGGUGAAGUUCAGCUGCCGCUUCACCCUGCGGGAGAUCCAGGAGCGCUGGUACUCGCUGCUCUACGACCCCGUCAUCUGCAAGCUGUCGUGCCAGGCCAUGCGCCAGCUGCACCCCGAGGCCGUGGCCGCCAUCCAGAGCAAGGUCCUGUUCAGCAAGGCCGAGGAGCAGCUGCUGACCCGCGUGCCAUCGAGCCCUGUCCCCUCGCUGGACACCUUCCAGGAGCUGCUGCAGCGCCACCCCGCCGUGUUUUACCCUGCCAGGACCCCCAAGGCCCUGCAGCUGCACUGGCAGCUCCUGCGCCAGUACCACCUGCUGCAGGACCAGACAGUGCAGCCCCUCCCCAAGGGGGAUCAGGUUCUCAAUUUCUCGGACGCUGAGGAGCUGCUGGACGACGGCAAACUGCGGGACGUUCGGGACGAGGUGCUGGAGCACGAGCUGACGGUCGCUGACCGGCGCCAGAAGCGCGAGAUCCGGCAGCUGGAGCAGGAGCUGCAGCGCUGGCAGGUGCUGGUGGACUCCAUCACAGGGAUGAGCUCCCCAGAUUUUGACAGCCAGACUCUGGCCGUGCUGCGGGGUCGGAUGGUUCGGUACCUGAUGCGCUCGCGGGAGAUCACCCUGGGCAGAGCCACCAAGGACAACCAGAUCGACGUGGACCUGGCGCUCGAGGGCCCGGCCUGGAAAAUCUCCCGCAAGCAGGGGGUGAUCAAGCUGAAGAACAACGGCGAUUUCUUCAUUGCCAACGAGGGCCGGCGCCCGAUUUACAUCGACGGGCGCCCGGUGCUGGGGGGCAACAAAUGGAAACUGAGCAACAACUCCGUGGUGGAGAUCGCCAGUCUCCGGUUCGUGUUCCUGAUCAAUCAGGAGCUGAUCGCGCUGAUCCGCAGCGAGGCCGCGCGCCUCAGCCACCAGUGACACCAGUACAGACCAGUACAAACCAGUAACAACCAGUACAAACCAGUAUGGGACUGGGAACAGCCCAGUAACAACCAGUGACAACCAGUAACACCAGUAACACCAGUGACACCAGUUCUGAUCGCGCUGAUCCGCAGCGAGGCCGCGCGCCUCAGCCACCAAUAAAAACCAGUAAAAACCAGUAUGGGACUGUGCAGGACUGGGAACAGCCCAGUAACAACCAGUAACAACCAGUAAUGACCAGUACAAACCAGUAACGACCAGUAACCAGUAUGGGACUGGGAACGUCCCAGUAACAACCAGUGACACCAGUAACAACCAGUAUGGAACACCAGUGACACCAGUUCUGAUCGCGCUCAUCCGCAGCGAGGCCGCGCGCCUCAGCCACCAAUAAAAACCAGUACAAACCAGUACAAACCAG